GAGAGAGAGAGAGAGAGAGAGAGAGAGAGAGAGAGAAUAUUAUGUGUGUGGCCAAGGAAAAGGCAGGGUGUGUUAGUGUGAGAGAGGACAGAAGCAAAAGAUUUGAGAAAGACUAGUUUACUAGAGGGAGAAGUGUGAGCAAGAGGACAAGAGGUUACAAAGAAAAAUAGGAAUACAGAAAGGGAGAGAGGGACAGAAACUAAGUCAUAGCAGCUGCUUCAGACCAUCAGAGGACUGAGCCAAAGGGAACAGGAGAGAGUUUCUGCGCCAUGGGCAAAUCAGCUUCUAAGCAGUUUUCGGGGGAGGUGUUGCGGAGUCAUAACGAGUAUCGUAGGAAGCACCAGGCGCCCCCUCUGAAGCUGAGCAGCAAGCUGAGUAGAGAUGCCACUAGGUAUGCUGAGUCUCUGGCCAGCACACGGAUCCUGAAGCACAGUGUUGAGUCCAGUAAGGGGAGCUGUGGCGAGAACCUGGCCUGGGCCUCCUAUGACCAACCAGGGAAGGAUGUGGCCGACCGCUGGUAUGACGAGGUAAAACAAUACAACUUCAACCGCCCCGGCUUCUCCUCUGGCACAGGUCAUUUCACAGCAAUGGUGUGGAAGGGCAGUAAGAAGCUGGGUGUGGGGAAGGCCAGUGCGCCAGAUGGCUCGUCAUUCGUGGUAGCCAGGUACUUUCCAGCAGGGAACAUCACCAACCAGGGACACUUUGACAACAACGUCCUGCCGCCCAAGGACUGAGGAACAUACUGGCCCAUCACUCUCAUCCCCCAGGAGCUGACCAUCCAAAAGACAUUUGCACUUUGACUUGACUUUAUAUACAGUGGCAAGAAAAAGUAUGUGAACCCUUUGGAAAUACCUGGAUUUCUACAUAAAUUGGUCAUCAAAUUUGAUCUGAUCUUCAUCUAAGUCACAACAACAGACAAACAUAGUGUGGUAAACUAAUAACACACAAAGUAUUGUAUUUUUCUUGUCUAUAUUGAAUACAUCAUUUAAACAUU
Messenger RNA from Oncorhynchus mykiss (rainbow trout), 994 nucleotides. Its product is annotated as Golgi-associated plant pathogenesis-related protein 1. Gene Ontology annotation, cellular component: extracellular region. Lineage: Eukaryota; Metazoa; Chordata; Actinopteri; Salmoniformes; Salmonidae. The record is from RefSeq and is a predicted model, not a curated record.